GUCGAGUGUUAUUAAAAAUAGGCGAAGAAGAGAAAAAAACACAAAAUACACAAAACAAAAAAUUUUCCAAUGUGUGAAAAAAUAUUGUUUAUUUAAGAAAGCGUGUGAAAUAUUGAAAAAAUUUACAACAAAAUAUUAAGAGCUAAAUAAUAUUAAUAUUUAACUGUUACUAAAUAUAUAGUUUAACGCCCGUUAAAACAAUAUUUAUAUUAACAGAGCGCAAAGCUCAAAUUACACACACACAUAAGCAAUGGCCGCGAAUGAUUCCGGCGUAGAGACGAGCAAUGAUAGCAACGAUGGAGUCAGUAAUGUUAGUGUUAAUAUUGGAGUCGGAUUAUCAGUAGGUAUUGGAAGUGGCAUAACAAAAAUCAUAGAUAUUACGCCACCACCGGCCAUAAUGCCGCCCACUCCAACGUCCUCACCCAACACGCAUGAGUGGCCAAAUUUCAGUCCGAAUGCAUUCCAACUGAAUCGCGGCGAACAUUUUGCGCUACCACAUUUGCCGCCAUUACCCCUCAAUUCUGAUUAUUUACUCCAUCCGAGUAACCUGCCGUCAGGAAGUCAUCUGUCUCAAUUUAAGAUGCGCCUCCGCACGCGUAGCAAGCAACGCUUACGUUCAAACUAUAACAAUAUUUUGGCUGAGUCAAAUGGUCGCAAAUUGCGCACCGCCGCUACCACCUGCAAUAUCGAAUUGUUAACACGCGUCUUAGAAUCUGGAGCGGAUCCUAAUGCGGCUGAUGAAUACAAACGGAGUCCACUGCAUUUGGCCGCUUGUCGAGGUUACAUACAAAUCGUCCAACAGUUGCUGAAGUUCGGCGCCAAUCCUAAUGUUGUGGAUUCGCUUGGCAAUACUCCACUUCAUCUUGCCGUAAUUUCAGCCAGCUCUAAUAACUUUAAUGUUGUGGUACGCGUACUUCUACAAGGUGGAGCAAGUGUGCACAUGUAUGAUCGCAGUGGUAAAACUCCUCUUGAAUUGGCCGAAGCCAAAUUACGUCUAUUGCGCACACGCUACGACCGUCCCACUCCCGAGUCAGCGAAAAUUUUAGAAGAUAUGUGCAUGCUGACAACGCUUAUUUUACGCUAUAUGGUAAAACAACAACGUGAGCUAGAAGAUCUAUCUGCGCUUGAACAACGUCUACAGAACUUGAGUACCAGUGACGACCAGGAUCAGGUUGUUUCUCAGACAGCGGAUGAAUUACUGGCAAGUGUCGAACGUUUAUCAAUCAAUAAAUAAAUAUAAUUCAACAAGUGAUGAUGGCUCAAUAAAAAACAGCAAAAUCCCAUUUAUUAAGUUUGUAAUGCAUUUAAUAAUCAGAAAAUGCGGCAAGCAAAUGAGUACAAUAAGUUAUUUAUCAAGAAAUUUAAGCAAUUCGAUAUGAAAACGUUUUGGAUUGUCUGUUCUGUGUGAUUUAAUAAUACUUUAUAUGGGUCAAUACGUCUAGGAGCUUUAAAGACCCCUCAAUAAGUUUUUUUCACGUGAUUUAUUUUUGCAUACAUAUAUAUUUUAUACAUUUGAUAUGUGCAUAUAUGUGUGUUUACGCCCUAUUAGUAUUGAAUUUCACUAUGUUUAAAGUCGACGCAACGCAGUCCAUUUUUCAACUCUUCAGUUCUGAUUGUACACAUCCUUGGAUAUAUUUGCGUAGACUUUAAUUUUUAUGAUAUGUUAUAUUUUUUGCUUUUUUUAAUUUCAGAUUAACUAAACAGUUUAUUAUAUCCAAUAAGUCAACAUAUUUUAAAUAAUUUACAAAUAAUGACUUUAGUUAUAAUCGUUGGCAAAACCGAUACAAAAUAAUGAAUAACGAGCAAAGCAAAAAUAAUAACAAUAUAAAAGAAAUCACGUUACAAUGGUAUUCGAAAUUUUUAAGUUAAAAUUUAAGCUAAAUUUAUGAUAUAUACAUAUACAUAGAUAUUUAUGUAUGUAUAUUCAUACAAAUUAUAAUGUAAAUGAAAAAUAUAGGAGAUAUAAUUACAAAAUAUCCAUCAUAUAUAUACCUAGAAAUCAAUCAGAACAGAAUUCAACAAAUACAUAAUAUGCAUUCAAUAUACAUAAGUAUAUGUAUGUGUGUUUAUAUAUGCGAAAUGUAAACUAAAAACCUACGUAUAGUAGAGAAACUACCACACCGAAAUGAUAAAUAACUUUGCUGAUAAAAUAACUAAACUGUAUGUAAUUUCAAUUUAAUGAGUGUGAAAAUAAAGGCAUUUGCCAUUCAAACAAAAAAUUAAAAAAUCGCAUUUUCUUGAAAAAUUUGUUUGUUAAAAUUUUAGAACUUUACCAAUGGCAGAAUUAAAACUAAAUUAAUUUUGGAGGCAUAUAUACUAAAUUGAUUCUUAAUCAUAUAAAUAUAAGUGCAGAUUUUUUAUU
This is a messenger RNA of Bactrocera dorsalis (oriental fruit fly), 2362 nucleotides long. Its product is annotated as ankyrin repeat domain-containing protein 54. The record is from RefSeq and is a predicted model, not a curated record. The transcript has a single exon. NCBI's taxonomy places the organism in Eukaryota, Metazoa, Arthropoda, Insecta, Diptera, Tephritidae. Gene Ontology annotation, molecular function: protein binding. The coding region runs from base 251 to 1234 and encodes 327 amino acids.